CUCGUUAAGAGAAAGAAAACGGCGACGCAGAAAGCAGCAGCUAGCAUGGCACCGCAGCUCCUUCUGCUCUUCCUCCUCGGCUCCCUGAUUGGCAGCAGCGUCCAGGACGCGGCCAUCCGCUGUCCCAAUGUCCGCAUCGUCUCGCCCUUCGACCUCAAACAAUUUCUAGGCACCUGGUACGAGAUCGCGCGUUUCCAAGUGUUCGACCCGAAUUUGGGCAGCAGCGGACUGACGACGCGGCCGCGUUUGUCGUCGUGCGUGCGCCUCAACUUCCUGCUGACCGACGAGGGAAAACUGCGCGUCGAACGGACCGGCCUCGACGCCAAAAACAACACCAUCACGCAAAUCGGCGUCGCUGAGCAGAACGUCCACGACAAUGCUAGAUUUUUCUUCAAGUACUCCGACGCCGUGGAGGAGGAAUUGGGGGUGGUUGAGGUGGUGUACGAGGAGCACGCGCUGCUCUACGGCUGCUACCUGACCAGGACCGGCCACAUCAAGCAGGACGCCUGGAUCCUCGGCCGGGACCCUGAGCUGCCCAGGGUGACGGUGGACGUGCUGCAGGGCACGCUGCAGAGCAAACGCGUCGACAUCUCCAACUUCAGGCACGUCUCCCACGACGAAUUCUGCAAAAACGUGUUGCCCGAGAACUCCACCGUCGUCUCCGAUGAUGAGUUUUGAGACGCGGGCACCAGAUAUGGAUUUGAUUUUUGUUCUUGUUUUUUUUUAGAUUAGAAUUGAGGUGUUAGACUCUUUUCAGGAAUUUAUUUAUGUUUCAAAAUAAUUAAAAAAAUUACCUCGA
Cloeon dipterum is the source of this 799-nucleotide messenger RNA. Its product is annotated as apolipoprotein D-like. Bases 46 to 678 code for a protein of 210 amino acids. The transcript is spliced from 4 exons. Gene Ontology annotation, biological process: lipid metabolic process; response to reactive oxygen species. Gene Ontology annotation, cellular component: cytoplasm. Lineage: Eukaryota; Metazoa; Arthropoda; Insecta; Ephemeroptera; Baetidae. The record is from RefSeq and is a predicted model, not a curated record.